Molecule: messenger RNA, 1119 nt
Organism: Salmo salar (Atlantic salmon)
Lineage: Eukaryota; Metazoa; Chordata; Actinopteri; Salmoniformes; Salmonidae
Source: RefSeq, a predicted model, not a curated record
CAUUGUAUUGUUUGUCAGUCAGAUAUUAUUGGUAUGAAAUAAUGUAUUGCUAAAUGUAUACACUAGGCUAUGCUACAGCUGCUGCGAUAGCUGAGCUCGUCUCAAAACGAGGCUGCAGCGUCAUGAGAAAACGCAAAACCUCACCCAGAGAGAAGCAACAGACCGAGCGACUGGAGGCGCUAACAGAUCGGAGCUACGGAGGAUAACUGGUGACACCAGACACAGUGAACGAUGCGUGAAUACAAGUUAGUAGUCCUCGGCUCUGGAGGUGUGGGCAAGUCUGCUCUGACUGUACAGUUUGUUCAGGGGAUUUUCGUGGAGAAAUAUGACCCGACAAUAGAAGACUCAUACAGAAAGCAAGUGGAGGUGGACGGGCAGCAGUGUAUGCUGGAGAUUCUGGACACUGCAGGGACGGAACAAUUCACAGCAAUGAGAGAUCUGUACAUGAAGAAUGGCCAGGGCUUUGCGUUAGUGUACUCCAUCACAGCCCAGUCCACCUUCAACGAUCUGCAAGACCUACGAGAACAGAUCCUCCGAGUCAAAGACACUGACGAUGUUCCGAUGAUUCUGGUGGGUAAUAAAUGUGAUCUGGAGGAUGAGCGUGUUGUGGGGAAGGAACAGGGCCAGAACCUGGCCAGACAGUGGAGCAGCUGUGCUUUCCUGGAGUCCUCUGCAAAGUCCAAGAUCAACGUCAACGAGAUCUUCUAUGACCUGGUCAGGCAGAUCAACAGGAAAACCCCAGUACCUGGGAAGACACGCAAAAAGUCCAACUGUCAGCUCCUCUAAUACACAGCUGCUCUGUCGCACUGAGCCAGGUCUGAUUUGCUGCUGUCUCUCUCAGCAGUGCCAGCAUUCCGACGUUACUAAAACCUAAGAUGGAAUGGACUUUCCUGUGUGGUGAAGCCCCUUUAACAACAACAACAAACAAACAAACCCACCAACGGAUUCAAAGCUACAAUACAUCACUUUUUACACACAGAUGAACCAUUAUCUCUCUCCAGUGUCACGAGAACAAGAGUUCUACUUAGAAAUAUAGAUAUUCUAACUGUAUGCAACUGAAAUGAAAAAAUUCAGUUCAUAAAAUAAAGUAAAUUUAAUAAAUAAAAUAGGUAAAUCAGU